AUGACGCGGGACGAGGCACUUCCAGACUCGUACUCAGCACAGGGUUUCUAUGAGAACUAUGAGCCCAAGGAGAUCCUGGGCAGAGGAGUUAGCAGCGUCGUCAGGCGCUGCAUCCACAAGCCCACGCGCAAGGAGUACGCUGUGAAGAUCAUUGACGUCACUGGUGGAGGCAGCUUCAGCUCUGAGGAGGUGCGGGAGCUGCGAGAGGCCACGCUGAAGGAGGUGGACAUCCUGCGCAAGGUCUCAGGGCUCCCCAACAUCGUACAGCUGAAGGACACUUACGAGACCAACACUUUCUUCUUCUUGGUGUUUGAUCUGUACCACAGGAUGAAGAGAGGGGAGCUCUUUGAUUACCUCACUGAGAAGGUCACUCUGAGUGAGAAGGAAACCAGAAAGAUCAUGAGAGCCUUGCUGGAGGUUAUCUGCAACUUGCACAAACUCAACAUUGUGCAUCGGGAUCUGAAGCCCGAGAACAUCCUCUUGGAUGAUGACAUGAACAUCAAGCUUACAGACUUUGGUUUUUCCUGCCAGCUGGAGCCAGGAGAGAAGCUUCGAGAGGUCUGUGGGACUCCCAGUUACCUGGCCCCUGAGAUCAUUGAAUGCUCCAUGAACGAUGACCACCCAGGCUAUGGGAAGGAGGUGGACAUGUGGAGCACCGGGGUCAUCAUGUACACCCUGCUGGCUGGCUCCCCGCCCUUCUGGCACCGGAAACAGAUGCUGAUGCUGAGGAUGAUCAUGAGUGGCAACUACCAGUUUGGCUCACCUGAAUGGGAUGAUUAUUCAGACACUGUGAAGGACUUGGUUUCCCGAUUCUUGGUGGUGAACCCCCAGGGCCGCUAUUCAGCAGAAGAGGCCUUAGCGCAUCCCUUCUUCCAGCAGUAUGUGGUGGAAGAAGUGCGUCACUUCAGUCCCCGGGGCAAGUUCAAGGUGAUCGCUCUAACUGUACUGGCUUCAGUGCGGAUCUAUUACCAGUACCGCCGGGUGAAGCCUGUGAGCCGGGAGAUCAUCAUCCGUGACCCCUAUGCCCUCCGGCCUCUGCGCCGACUCAUCGAUGCCUAUGCUUUCCGGAUCUAUGGACACUGGGUGAAGAAGGGACAGCAGCAGAACCGGGCUGCCCUCUUCGAGAACACACCCAAGGCUGUGCUCCUCUCCCUGGCUGAGGAGGACUACUGAGGGGCUGGCAGGCGGGAAGGUAGGGUGGGGGGCAGGCGAGGAGGCAAAGUCACAGAAAU
This is a messenger RNA of Neomonachus schauinslandi (Hawaiian monk seal), 1232 nucleotides long. It is a transcript of the gene PHKG1, whose product is annotated as phosphorylase kinase catalytic subunit gamma 1. Gene Ontology annotation, cellular component: phosphorylase kinase complex. Gene Ontology annotation, biological process: glycogen biosynthetic process; protein phosphorylation. The record is from RefSeq and is a predicted model, not a curated record. Bases 1 to 1173 code for a protein of 390 amino acids. Gene Ontology annotation, molecular function: calmodulin binding; ATP binding; phosphorylase kinase activity. Lineage: Eukaryota; Metazoa; Chordata; Mammalia; Carnivora; Phocidae. The transcript has 9 exons.